Messenger RNA from Pollicipes pollicipes, 3397 nucleotides. RefSeq names its product proteasome adapter and scaffold protein ECM29-like. Bases 17 to 2989 code for a protein of 990 amino acids. Gene Ontology annotation, cellular component: nucleus; cytoplasm. The record is from RefSeq and is a predicted model, not a curated record. Gene Ontology annotation, biological process: ERAD pathway. Lineage: Eukaryota; Metazoa; Arthropoda; Thecostraca; Pollicipedomorpha; Pollicipedidae. The transcript has 19 exons. Gene Ontology annotation, molecular function: molecular adaptor activity.
GGAGGCGCUGGCCGAGAUGGGUCGGACGGGACCGCUGCCGGUGCGCGCUGGCCCGGCCGACCAGAAGACGCCGCCCUCCCGACACUACGUCAUCACGCGCCUCCUGAAGACGGCCACCAACAAGGAGCUCGCUUCAAAGACGCGCGAGCGGGCCAUCGUGGCGUGCGGCGGGGUGUGCGUCGGUGACCCGACGCUGGCCUUCCGGCGCGACAUCGUGCAGCACUUCCUCUCCGUCUCCAGUGAGCUGGACGAGCUGGAGCUGCAGAUGGCCGUGGGCGAGGCGAUGGUGUGUGCCGUGCUGGGCCCUCUGUCAGCCGAGGCGCGCGACCCGUGGCUGGCGGCGGCCGACGACGGCGCCGCGCCGCCGCCCUCCGCCCAGUCCUAUCAGCCAGACGAGCUGCUCACCUGGCUGCUGCGACAGCUGUUGGAGAACCAGCUGACCCAGACCCACCCGAGGGUGCGCCAGUCGGCCGGCGUCUGGCUGCUGGCGCUGGUCAAACACUGCCAGCGCCAGCAGCCGCUCAGGGACAACCUGGCCGUCAUCCAGAACGCCUUCAUGGAGCUGCUGGCUUCGGGCAACGACCUGGUACAGGAGGCGGCCUCAAAGGGACUGGCGCUGGUGUACGACUCUGGCGACGAGCGGCAGCGCGCGCUGCUGGUGGACGGCCUGGUGGGCGCGCUGACCGGCACCGCCGGCCGGCCCAGCACGCAGAAGGUCACCGGCGACACGCGCCUCUUCGGGCAGGGCGAGCUGGGCAAGGAUCCGUCCGGCGGCCAGCUCUCCACGUACAAGGAGCUGUGCUCGCUGGCGUCGGACCUCAACCAGCCCGACCUCAUAUACAAGUUCAUGACGCUGGUGAACCACAACGCCGCCUGGAAUUCGCGCCGCGGCGCCGCCUUCGGCUUCUCGACGAUCGCGUCUCGGGCUGGCGAAGCGCUGACGCCCCACCUGGGCAACAUCGUGCCCAAGCUGUACCGGUACCAGUUCGACCCGAAGCCGCAGGUGCAGCAGACGAUGCGCGCCAUCUGGGCCUCCAUCGUGCCCGACACGAGCAAGACGAUGCAACAGUACCUGCCGCAGAUCAUGGACGAGGUGCUGGCCCGCCUGACGGACAAUCUGUGGCGCGUGCGCGAGUCGUGCUGCGCCGCGCUGGCCGAGCUGCUGUGCGGCGGCGGCGGCAGCGCCUUGGAGCCGGUGCUGCACCGGCUGCCCGAGAUGUGGAGCACGCUGUUCCGCGUGCGCGACGACAUCAAGGAGUCGGUCCGGCUGGCCGCCCAUAAGACGCUGGAGGUGCUCAGCAGGGUGAGCGUGCGGCUGUGCGAGCAGCAGGACGCGCCGAAGCUGAGCCAGCGCGCCAUGGCGCUGGUGCUGCCGGCGCUGCUAGAGACGGGCCUCUCCUCUACCGUGGCUGAGGUCCGCAGCGUCAGCCUGUCGACGGUGAUGAAGCUGGCGCGGACGGCCGGGCCGCAGCUGCGUCCCCACCUGCGCCUGCUGGUGCCCGCCCUGCUGGAGGCGCUCUCGACGCUCGAGUCCAGCGCCGUGCGCCAGGUCAGCGUGGCGUUCGGCCAGCAGGCGGACACCCAGGAGGUGAUCGACCGCGGCCGACUCGGCAUCACCAAAGACUCGGCCAUGUUCAGGACGCUGACGCAGUGCAUCCAGUACGUGGACGCGGCGGAGGCGGCCGAGAUCGUGCCGCGUCUCUCGGAGCUGAUGAAGCGCAACACCGGCCUCGGCACCAAGUGCGGCGUGGCGCUGUUCGCCGCUCGACUCGCCACGGAGCGGCCGCUCGUGCUCCAGCAGACGGCCGGCAAGGUGCUGUCGGCGCUGGUACACGGCAUGCAAGACCGUAACGUGACGGUGCGUCGCUGCUGCGCCUCCGCCUGCGGCAACGUCUGCCGCGCCGCCCGCACCUCCUCCGUGGAGAAGCUGAUCACCAAACUGCGCGCCUGGUACAUGGACGGGGAAGACGAGACGCUGAGGCCGGUGUGCGCGGCGGCGCUGCAGUCACUGAGCCAGCACAGCCCCAGCCAGCUGAAAGAGCACGCCGCCGACGCCGCCAGCCUCGCUUUCUUCGCCAUGCACCGCGAGAAGACGCCCGAGACCGAGUCGGAGGUGGCCCAGUGGGAGGAGGUGUGGGAGGAGCUGGCGCCCGGCACCGAGGGCGGGCUGCGCCUCUACCUGGCAGAGAUCGUGGCGCUGUGUCGCGCCGCGCUGGCCGGCCAGUCGUGGCCGUUCAAGGCGCAGGCGGCGGCAGCGCGCUGCUGGCCCGAGCCGUUGGCCGACGCCGUGCUGCGCGAGGCCGCCCGCGAGCGGCCCGACUACAAGGCGCACGCGCUGGCGGCGGCCGGCCGUGUGCUGCGUGACCUCAGCCUGGACCGGUUCGGGCAACUCUGGGAGCUGGCAGCGCCGUACGUCGAGGGGUCGCAGGCGGGCUCGCCGCGGCCCAGCGGCAGCGGCGGUGACGAGGAGCCGGCUGACAGCGCGGCGCGGCUCCGCCUGCAGGAGGCCGCCUACACGGCGCUCGGCCGCGCCUGGCCCGCUGCGCGGCACACGCAGGAGACGCACUGGGAGCGGUACGUGGGCGCGCUGGCCGCGGCCAUGCCGCGCUCCACGCGUGCCCACCAGCUGGCGAUCGUGACGUCGCUGCGGCCGGUGACGUCACGACUGUGGCUGUUGCACGAGCCGUCGGUGGAGCGGGACCAGCCGCGGCUGACGGAGGCUGUCAACCAGCUGGGCGUGAUUUUGGCGCUUGCGCUGGAGAUGCCGAAGUAUCCAAGCUUGCGUCGGGAAGCAUUGGCUGUGACUCAGGCUGUGCUCAGCGCCCUCCGUGACCUGAAGGAGAAGCUCAACUUCCCGGUGUUGGCGCCGGUCGGCGCCCUGAGCGUGCGUCUGACGCCGGCACUGGAAGCAGCCCGCGCAGACGCGGGCCAUGACAUCCAGGCGUCGGCGGCCGAGGCGACCCGCCUGCUGACCCAGCUGGGUCAGUGACCGACCCGCCCCUGGCCUGGCGAGGUCAGCGGCAGACCCGCCCGCUGAUUCAGUGGGGUCGCUGACUGGCCUGCCCCUGGCCCGGCGAGGUCAGCGACCGACCCGCCUGCUGACCCAGUGGGGGUCGCUGGCUGGCCUGCCCAGUCCGCUGUCGCCCCACGUCGCCAGCGCCUUCCGCGCUGUACCGGAGUGGGCGGAGCGGAGCGCCCUUGGCCGGCCGGCUGGAGGCGGUGCGAGGCUGACCGCAUUCUGGCAUUGUAGGUCAGCGGUGUUGUACGUCAACUGGGCAGGUGUCUAGUUAUUGAGCGCUGGCGUGGGGCGGCAAGUGCCGGAAAAGACCGCUGUUGUUCGUGUUGUGACAUUUGCAUGGAUUGAAGUGCAUCUGUGGAAGCUGGAUUAAUAAAUGGA